Molecule: messenger RNA, 2435 nt
Organism: Tachysurus vachellii
Lineage: Eukaryota; Metazoa; Chordata; Actinopteri; Siluriformes; Bagridae
Product: CD276 antigen-like
Exons: 5
Coding region: 134-1150 (338 amino acids)
Biological process (GO): T cell costimulation; negative regulation of T cell proliferation; positive regulation of T cell proliferation
Cellular component (GO): external side of plasma membrane
Source: RefSeq, a predicted model, not a curated record
CACCGACACACCCCUAGGGCUGAAGAGGGAGUUCACGCUCAGAUGGAAUCGGCACUGACUCUUCUGAAUCUUUUCUGCUGUUGCUUGUAGAUUCCUCUUACAACACAGAGCCCAGGGAGAAGAUCCUGACCUGAUGCUCACACACUACCUGUUACAGAUGGAGAUCAGUCUCAGAUCAGUCAGGGAUUCGACACUGACUCUGACUCUUCUGAAUCUUUUCCUGCUGUUACAUGGAGUUUCCUCUGACACUGAGUUCGAGAUCUCGGUUCCCACGGGUGUACAGAUGGGUGUGUACGGCGAGGCGGUCCAUCUGUCCUGCGUGUUCCCAGUGAGCGACUCGUGGGACGCAGACAGCAUAAUGAUCAUGUGGCUGCACAACCUAGAGGUGGUCCACAGUUUCUUUCAUGGCCAAGACCAGCCACAAUACCAAAGCCAGACAUACGCCAACCGCACCAGCCUGUUCCACCAGGAGAUGAAGAAGGGGAACGCGUCGCUCAGGCUGGACCGCACCACUCUGGAGGACGCGGGGGAGUACACCUGCUCCGUCAGCACUCGGCUGGUCAGGCAGAGUAAGAGUUUCCCCCUCAAAGUAGCAGCGUUCUACUAUGAACCUCAUCUGAAAAUCUCUUUGCUGGACAACGGCCACAUGGAGGUUCUGGUGACCUCAGAGGGUGGGUUCCCCUCUCCCUCCCUGCAGUGGCUGAUGGGAAACUCCAGGGACGUCACCAACCACACGCACACGCAGCUGAGUAAGGACCAUCACACAGGUCUGUACAGCGUGAACAGUAAACUGAUCCUAAAUGGAACCGUCAACUCCUCCAUCACCUUCAUCAUGAAGAACCCAGAUCUGGACCAGACCAUCAGGAGGAACAUCGACCUCUUCUCAGAAAAUGGAGGCUCUGACCAGAGGAGCCAGCGAGCAGGACUCAUUGUGCUUUCUGUUGUUGUAGUUAUUUUACUCACUGUGAUCAUUUCACUAAUUAUCCUUCAACACCGAAUGAUGAAAAAGGAAAAAUCCCGGAAUACAGAGACUAACAACGGGUCAUCAGAAGCUUCGAUCCAUCAGACAGCAGCUGAAAAACCUUCAAUGGAUGAAUCUGAAAGUGUUAAAGAAUCCCUGAUAAAGGAAGAUCUCGGGCCAGGCAGCUAGACUAGAAGAAGAAAUGUAGUUUAUUUAUUAGACUUUUUUUUAAGCUCUCCACCAACUGGCCUUCAGCAGAGCAUUCAGUGAUUAAGGCAGAUGUGUGGAGUCACAGUGAGAGGAGACAUGGGAGACAUACGGGCCGGAGUCUUCACCAGGGAGCGCUUGUGCUCGUGUUCCAGCGUAGUUUGUGAGACCUAGACAUGGAUUCUGUUGGCUACUGGCUUGUUAUUGGGAGCCUGAGUGACCUUGUACUUCCGGGCUGAACAGCGAGGCUCGGCUGCUCAGCUGCUCGUCUGCGUCUACAAGCAUUUAAACAGACGAAUUCGGAAACCUGGAACUUUGUUCCUUUUAAAGACUACAAGCUGAUAGUAAACACUAACUGCACUUGCAGCUUGAGUUUCGAUGUCCUCCGAUUUCUCAGUGUUUUCUGACUGAGCCUGAAAUAGUAACAUGCUCACUACACAAUAAUGAGCAAUAAAAAUCUGCAGUCUUCUCUUAGAAUGGGGCAAUUUGCUAACGAUUCCAAAGUGAACAAGAAAAACAAACCUUCACCGAUUUCUGGAGCACCUCCAUCUGCUUGUUCCUCCUCUUACUAUGUUGUUGUUUUUCCUUCUUGAUUCCGAACAGAAGGUCCCAGGAGAAGGAGCGUUUCUUGUGUUAUGCCUUUAUCACAGCUUAUUAUACAGAUCCGACUCGUAUCGAUCUGAAAGACAUUUUAAUUGGAGAAUUAAAACCAUUCUUUGAAAUUCACCCUUUGAAAUGUGAGGGUUAAAUUAGCUACUGCAUGGUACCAGUGUUGUAUAAAGUACUAGAAAGCAAUACUUGAGUAAAAGUACAAGUAUCGUACUAGAAAAAGACUUCAGUAGAAGUGAAAGUCACCUUCUAGAAUAUUACUCAAGUAAAAGUCUUAAAGUAUCUGAUAUUUACUGUACUUAAGUAUCAAAAGACAUUUUCUGAUAUUUAAUGUACUUACGUAUUUGAAGUAAAAGUAAAAAGUAAAAUUUCAGUGAUUUUCGGUAGGGUUUCAUCUUUAGGGGGUUUUAGCCCUCAGUGAGAAUUUAAAACAAUAUAUUAUUUAUAUUAUAUAUUAUAUAACUACAUAGUAAGCCAAAAGUUAUGGUAUUAUUAAAUGGCAAAAGUGGACACCAAAAUUUUAUGCAUGAUGUAAUGAUGCCAGUCUCGAAUCAGAUCAGUUCAUGUAUGUGUGCAUUCUCUACAAACAGUGUGUCCAAUGAAUGCAGUCAUUAAUAAACUAAUUAAUAAAUAAAUGUUAUUUUUAUUUAGUAUUGAA